Haemorhous mexicanus (house finch) is the source of this 538-nucleotide messenger RNA. RefSeq names its product lysophospholipase D GDPD3-like. Gene Ontology annotation, cellular component: endoplasmic reticulum membrane. Gene Ontology annotation, biological process: glycerophospholipid catabolic process. The record is from RefSeq and is a predicted model, not a curated record. Gene Ontology annotation, molecular function: phosphatidylcholine lysophospholipase A1 activity; phosphoric diester hydrolase activity. The transcript is spliced from 4 exons. NCBI's taxonomy places the organism in Eukaryota, Metazoa, Chordata, Aves, Passeriformes, Fringillidae. Bases 20 to 493 code for a protein of 157 amino acids.
CCCCCCCCAGCACCCGGAGAUGCCGUUCUGCUUCUCGCUGGAGCGGGGGCUGCUGGUGCUGCUGCUCUGGUACCUGGGGCUGCUCCCGCUGCUGCCGCUGCCCGAGGCCGCGCUGCUCUUCCCGCUGCCCUCCAUCAUCAACCGGACGUAUUUUCCCCUCCCCCGCGGCCCGGCCGGACACGCCCUGAGCAGAGCGGCAGCGGCCCUGGUGCUCCGCCCCUCCCUCCUGAAGCACCUGAAGAGCCGCGGGCUGCAGGUGUGGCUGUGGGUGGUGAACGAGGAGCGCGACUUCGCGGAAGCCUUCGGCCUCGGCGCCACCGGAGUCAUCACCGACUACCCCGGGAGGCUCCGGAGGUUCCUGGAGGGCCCCUCCCCCACCCCGAGGGGCCCCUCCCCCACCCCGAGGGGCCCCUCCCCCACCCAAGGGGGAGAGCCCCUCCCCCUGCCGGAAAAUGGGGGAGGAACGGGGGAAAAUGGGGAAAAAACGGAAUAAAAAUGGUCAAAACGGAAUAAAAAUGGUCUGAAAAUGGCUCAAAAA